Diplodia corticola is the source of this 2520-nucleotide messenger RNA. RefSeq names its product pre-mrna-splicing factor syf1. Gene Ontology annotation, cellular component: post-mRNA release spliceosomal complex; Prp19 complex; U2-type catalytic step 2 spliceosome. The transcript has 2 exons. Gene Ontology annotation, biological process: mRNA splicing, via spliceosome; generation of catalytic spliceosome for first transesterification step. Gene Ontology annotation, molecular function: protein binding. NCBI's taxonomy places the organism in Eukaryota, Fungi, Ascomycota, Dothideomycetes, Botryosphaeriales, Botryosphaeriaceae. The record is from RefSeq and is a predicted model, not a curated record. Bases 1 to 2520 code for a protein of 839 amino acids.
AUGCCCGGAGAGCUUCUUCGCCCUGCUGCCGGCGACGCGCCGCAGCCUGUUGCACAGGUCCCGCGGACGAAGCGCACCAUGCCGACCAAGUCGUCCGAUCUGUACCUGAUCCAGGACAGCGAUGUCAUCUACGAGCAGGAGCUCAUCCGCAACCCGGGCAGCAUCAAGCCGUGGCUCGACUACGCCGCCUUCAAGCGUCAAAACGGCUCCCUGCUCGAGCAGGCCUUCGUCCUGGAGCGCGCCUGCACCACUCUGCCGCGCUCCUACAAGCUGUGGAAGAUGUACCUGGACCUGCGCGUCCACCACAUCAAGGGCAAGAACCCGGCCAAGUUUCAGGCACACUAUGUCAAGACCAAUGCUCUCUUCGAGCGCGCACUGGUGUUGCUAAACAAGAUGCCGCGCAUCUGGGAAAUGUACCUGGACUUCUUGAUGCAGCAGCCCCUCGUCACCACCACCCGCCGCACCUUCGAUCGUGCCCUCCGCGCGCUUCCGCUCACUCAGCACAACCGCAUCUGGGCCCUGUACCGCCCUUUCGCCAGCUCCGCCUCUGGGGAAACUGCUGUCAAGAUUUGGCGCCGAUACAUGCAGAUCCAUCCGGAGCACGCCGAAGAAUUCAUCGCCCUUUUGAUUGACAUGCGCCAAUACACAGAGGCAGUCAAGAAGUACAUGGAAAUCCUCAACAACCCCAGGUUCAAGAGCAGGGAGGCAAAGGGACCCUUCCAGUUCUGGACGGAAAUGGUCGAGCUGCUCAUCGAUCACGCCAAGGAAAUCGACACGGGAGAUGACAUCGGCAUCGAUGUUGAAAAGAUCAUUCGGAGCGGCAUUGCCAAGUUUUCGGAUCAGAGGGGCAUCUUGUGGGUCGGCCUGGCAAGGUACUGGAUCAACAAGGGCGACUACGAGCGUGCCCGUGACAUCUUCGAGGAGGGCAUUACCACUGUCAUGACCGUCCGUGAUUUCUCCAUUGUCUUCGACACGUAUGCAGAAGCCGAGGAGGCCUUGAUUGGUAUCAAGAUGGAGGAGGCCGGUAAAAGACAGGAGAAGGGCGUUGUCAACGAGGAUCUCGAUCUGGACCUUGAUAUCCGCAUGGCCCGCUUCGAACAACUCAUGGAUCGUCGGCCUUUCCUCGUCAACGAUGUGCUUCUCCGCCAGAACCCGAACAACGUCAACGAAUGGGAGAAGCGUGUCGGUCUUUGGGGUGAAAACAAGAUUGAGGUCGUCAAGACGUACUCCGACGCCAUCGCUACCAUCAACCCGAAGAAGGCUGUCGGCAAGUUUCACGAGCUCUGGGCAAACUACGCCAAGUUCUACGAAAAUGGCGGAGACAUGCAGAACGCCCGCAUCAUCAUGGAGAAGGCUGUCAAGGUGCCGUUCAAGUCGGUUAACGAACUGGCCGAAAUGUGGUGUGAGUGGGCAGAGAUGGAGCUCAGGAACGAGAACUUCGAACGUGCGGUGGACAUCAUGGCCAAGGCGACCCAAGCGCCGAAGAGAUCGACGGUCGACUACUUUGACGAGACACUCUCGCCCCAGCAAAGAGUCCACAAGAGCUGGAAGCUGUGGAGUUUCUAUGUUGAUUUGGUGGAGAGUGUCAGCACGCUCGAAGAGACGAAGAAGGUCUACGAGCGCAUUUUCGAACUGAAGAUCGCCACGCCUCAGACUGUUGUCAACUUUGCAAAUCUGCUCGAGGAGAACAAGUAUUUUGAAGACUCGUUCAAAGUGUACGAACGCGGCCUCGACCUAUUCAACUACCCGGUGGCUUUCGAGCUCUGGAAUCUCUACCUCACCAAGGCGGUGGACCGUAAAGUCGGGAUGGAAAGACUGCGCGACCUGUUCGAACAAGCCCUCGAGGAUUGCCCGCCGAAAUUUGCCAAGGUGUUGUACUUGAUGUACGGCGCAUUGGAAGAGGAACGAGGCCUCGCCCGCCACGCAAUGCGCAUCUACGAACGUGCCACACGCUUUGUCGCGGACGAGGACAGGCUGGAAAUGUUCGAGUUCUACAUCACCAAGUCGGCAUCGAACUUUGGACUGACGUCGACGCGUCCGAUCUACGAGCGUGCCAUAUCGGCGCUGCCGGACAAGGAAGCAAAGGAGAUGUGUCUCAAAUUCGCAGAGAUGGAGAGACGGCUCGGCGAGAUCGACCGCGCCAGAGCCAUCUACGGCCAUGCCAGUCAGUUCUGCGACCCGAGGACGGAGCCUGGAUUCUGGCAGAAGUGGGAGAGCUUCGAAGUGCAGCACGGCAACGAAGACACGUUCAAGGAAAUGCUUCGGAUCAAGAGAAGUGUGCAGGCACAGUUCAACACGGACGUCAACUUCAUCGCCUCCCAGGCGCUUGCCCGGGCCCAACAGCCCGACGGCGACGGCAGUGAACAAGAUAAGGCGGACGCCAUGGCUGCUCUUGAGCGCCAAGCCAGAGCACCCGAAGGCUUCGUCGCAGCCACCGAAGGCGUCAACAAAGCGGCAACCCAGGCCGAAGCACCCGUUGCAGCAAACCCGGACGCACUCGACAUCGACGACGACCUGUAG